Molecule: messenger RNA, 2793 nt
Organism: Sebastes umbrosus (honeycomb rockfish)
Lineage: Eukaryota; Metazoa; Chordata; Actinopteri; Perciformes; Sebastidae
Gene: slc25a1b
Product: slc25a1 solute carrier family 25 member 1b
Exons: 9
Coding region: 372-1331 (319 amino acids)
Biological process (GO): mitochondrial citrate transmembrane transport
Source: RefSeq, a predicted model, not a curated record
AGCGCUGUGCAGUCAGAGAAUCUCUCCGGUCCUCCUUAAAUGAUGGUGACAAACAUGGCGUUUUUUCCGUGUGGUCUGGGGGUAAAGAGUCGUGUCUUUGAGCCCCGCCCUGAAUGAACAGUGAACACUGACUCGACGUUAUCAGCCUCUGAGCGCCACGGAGUAAACUUCACUGUGAAGAAAGUCCACAGACUUUAUUAUCAACUGUGGACCUGCAGAUAAAGUCCAACAGUCAAUGUCUGCAGAGGAACUCCUCCUCCUGCACAGAGCACCCAGACAUCAGGAGAGUCUGCACGGCUGCUGAAUCCACCGAGGAAGCUCCUUGUUGACACCGUAAAACAUCUCAAAGUUAGGCCGGUGGUACCGCAGUCAUGUCGGGUCAACCCAGCUUUGUGAGUCCGUUCUACAGACCUCAGGUUCUGGCUGCUGCUGCUGCAGCUCCGGCGGGCAAAGCCAAACUCACUCACCCUGGGAAGGCUAUCCUGGCAGGAGGGAUAGCUGGAGGCAUCGAGAUCUGCAUCACCUUCCCCACAGAGUACGUUAAAACACAGCUGCAGCUGGACGAGAAGGCCAAUCCUCCCAAAUACAGAGGCAUCGGUGACUGUGUGAAGCAGACAGUGGACGGUCAUGGUGUGAGGGGUCUGUACAGAGGUCUGAGCUCUCUGCUCUAUGGCUCUAUACCUAAAGCAGCUGUCAGAUUCGGGGUGUUUGAGUUCAUCAGUAAUAAGGUGCGUGAUGAAAAUGGAAGACUAGACAGCAAGCGAGGAUUCUUCUGUGGGCUCGGAGCCGGAGUGGCUGAGGCUGUGUUCGUAGUCUGUCCAAUGGAGACAGUUAAGGUCAAAUUCAUCCAUGAUCAGACGUCAGCAAACCCAAAGUACAAGGGCUUCUUCCACGGAGUGAGGGAGAUUAUCAGAGUUGAAGGACUGAAGGGGACGUACCAAGGCCUGACAGCCACCGUGAUGAAACAAGGCUCCAACCAGGCCAUCCGCUUCUACGUCAUGACUUCCAUGAGGAACUGGUACAAAGGUGAUGACCCCAACAAAGCCAUUAACCCUCUGAUAACCGGGCUGUGUGGAGCCGUUGCCGGUGCUGCCAGCGUGUUUGGAAACACUCCACUGGAUGUCAUAAAGACCAGGAUGCAGGGACUCGAUGCUCACAAGUACAAAAGCACAAUGGACUGUGCCGUCAAGAUCAUGAAGCAUGAGGGGCCGAAGGCGUUCUACAAAGGUACUGUUCCCCGGCUGUGUCGGGUGUGUAUGGACGUGGCCAUCGUCUUCGUUAUCUACGAGGAAGUCGUGAAGGUCCUCAACAAAGUUUGGAAGACGGACUGAAAUGGACCCUCCCCCCCUCCGUCAACAUCCCCUCCGGUGCUACACAACAAGCAGGCGUGUUAGGACGGGCCGCUCACAUUACUAACCAGGCCAAACCAAUCUCCCUAAACCCUGCUUCUAGGUUCUAAUAUCUACCUCUACAUGAUUUAUCAGACAGAAAGAAAGAAAGGGAUUGGUAUGUUCUUGAUUUUAUUUAUAACAGCUUCUACAAGUGGAAGAUUUAUCUGCAUGAAAAACAGCUCCAGAUUGCAGAGUCACUGCUUACACUGGCUGUUUUUUUCUUAAUUUCCAGAAGGGGGAAUUUCCUUAAGAGCUCAGGGAAAGGAGCGGGGCAUUUAUUUAGAUAAAUGGGAACGCUGACAGCGCUUUGAAGUCAGUUAUACUAAAUCUGCAAUCAAAGAGAAACCAAUACCCGACCCAACAUAAUGUGAUUAAGACACUGAAGACAAAGAAAUUAUACUUGAAAUGAGAGAUUAUAUCAGAGAUCAAACAUUUUAAAAGCCCUCUUUAUAUGCAUUUAUUUUCAAAACCAUUAUUUCAUUCAGUAUCUGAUGAGAUCAUUUAUAUUCAGAUGUCACGUGCUGCAGAGGCGACAGGUACAAAACUAAAUGCCUUAAAUCACAAAUGAAUCAACAUUGUAGGAUCCAUAGUUAUUUUAAUUAUGUCACAUACAUACACAACUUCUGUAGAAAUGCACAUUUCCACAAAAACAGUGGUUGACUUUUAAGUUGCAGAGAUGCUUUAAAUCCAUUAACAUACUAGAAUGUCUGCUAUAAAAGUGCCUAUGUAUUCAUUUUGAGAUCUUUUCAGAUUAAGAAUGAUUGAAUGUUGUAUGUGCUUUAGUCACUACAGAUUUUAUAAUAAUGUACUCAGUUGCACACGUUGCUGCUGUGGUGCCACAUGUUUAAUUCCAGGCAGUUUAUGAGGUAUUUUCUGAAAUGUUUAUAUCUUCUAAAUUCAUCCUAACUGAUGGUGAAUUUCUGCUUUUUAAAUUGCCUUUUAUUGACAUGCCUGUUUGAGAAGUGCCAUUAAUAGUGCCUUCCAAUCUCAUUCCAGGGAGGACGAGUGCUUUAGGAUAGAUUUUAUUGCAGAUUUUUAAUUUUUAACUAAUUGCCUUUUUACUUUUUACACCAACUGUUGACCCAAUGUGCCAACUGCUGCUCACAUACAUUUAAAUAUAUUAUUAUAUAUAUAUACAUAUAUAUAUAUAUAUAUAUAAAUCCAUGUUCUAGACUGGAGUUUGUAGCUUGUGAGUCUGGCAUGUUUACAUGCAACGCUGUUCAUUGUUUUCCUAAUGUUUACUCCAGCUUGCAUUCAUGUAGACUCGGAUGUCAUAGCUAUUUAAAUAUCUUUUUUUUUUCAUAUUAAGACAUGAAAAAGAGUCCAGUAGUUAGAACCGAGUAUUGUGCCUUCGGUCUAAUUAAUUCUAACAUCUCACAAAUAAACAUUGGAUCAGACUGUU